GAGCCUGCGACAGAGAGAGAGAGGGGGAGAGAAAGACGUGGGUGUGACGUCAUGGCAUGCUGCCCCGUCCAUGUUUGGCGAAGAAAAAGUUUGUGUUUCUGUCGACAGUCACUUCGACGAACUCUAGACACCAACAAAAACUAGAGCUAAGGAGAAGCAAAACUGUUUCAUAUCCUUUGAGGUUUUUUCGGGUCAUUAUCAACGGAACAUUAAUUGUUAUUUAAGAUGUCCGUACUUAACGUUAAAUGUAACCAUCAUUACGUUAGCGUUACCCGAACCGAACUAGCAAAGACCACAGCGGAUCUGGAUUUAUGACCCACUUACGUUAAAAUUAACGGCUGACUUCUCCGACGUGCCGCACUCAAACUAACGUUUUUUUUUUUUUUUUAUCCUUCCCUGGAUGGACUGUUGUCUUUUUUUCUCUUAAUUAAUGAAUAGGCGAUUAACUCCUCGGAGAGUCUCGCAUCCUCCGCCGGGUGAUCUCGCAUGAUCCGCGCUGCCGAGGCUCCGCCAGCAGAGCCGGGCUUCAGGAUGAGGAUGCCCGGAGGAGGACGCCUGCUCCUGGCGACGUGCCUGGGCUCGCUCUUCGUUCUCGUGCUUUUCUUUCAGAGCAUCACCAAGCCAGAGCCGGCUGUGAGGACGGACAGCAGACCAGGGAAAAGCCGGAGAAGUCCAUUGCAGACCCUCUACAAUGGAGACCAGCAGCCCGAGCUGUUGGCCGCUCAGAGGUCCCUCCAAGGUCGCAGGGAGCAUUUGGAGCAGAGCUGUCUGAGCCACAAGAAGAAGCGCCAAGUGCUUUCGCCUGAGGAUCUCAAACACCUCAUCGUGGACGACAAGCACAGCCUGAUUUACUGCUACGUGCCCAAGGUAGCCUGCACCAAUUGGAAGCGCGUCCUCAUGGUCCUCACCAGCGAUGGCCGCUACAUCAACCCCCUCGCCAUCCCUGCCAACGAGGCUCACAUAGCAGGGAACCUCCGCACGCUGUCCGAGUUCACCGUACCGGAGAUCAAUCAGCGCCUUCGCAGCUACCUCAAGUUCAUCUUCGUGCGGGAGCCCUUUGAGCGCCUGGUGUCGGCCUACCGUAACAAGUUCACCCGCAGCUACAACACCGCCUUCCACAAGCGCUACGGAACCAAGAUCAUCCGCCGGAACCGGCCCCAUCCGGAGCCCGACGCCCUACAGAAGGGGAGCGACGUGUCUUUCCCCGAGUUUGUCCAGUACCUCGUGGAUCCCCGGACCCAGCGGGAGGAGCCCUUUAACGAGCACUGGGAGCGGGUGCACUCCCUCUGCCACCCCUGCCUGAUCCACUACGAUGUGGUGGGGAAGUACGAGACUCUGGAGCCAGACGCUCAGGCUGUGUUAGAGUUGGCUGGAGUGGAGGGGACACUUCAGUUUCCAACAUCGGGCAAAAGCACCCGAACGGAUGGCAACAUGGCGGCACGCUUCUUCAAGCACAUCAGUCCCUUCUACCAGAAGAAACUGUUCAACCUCUAUCGAAUGGACUUCCUGCUCUUCAACUACUCCACUCCAGAGUACCUCCGGACUUUAUGAGAGGCUGGGAACAAGUGUCAGUGUGAUGGAAGUGCAUUGAUUCCCUGAUAGUGAUGAUUUGGCACGUUUUGGUUGCCAUGGACGACUAUCACUCAUGCUCAAAGGGGUCCAUCAUAAGCUCUGACUUAGCACGAAAAUGUGCCUUUUUAUUUUUAUUUUACAUUUAACAAAUGAAUGCUGUCAUAUUGUUCCCAAAAUGUUGGACAAUGCAGUGGUUCUUACAGGUAGAUCCCAUGCGUUCACAUAAAACUCAGUAUUUAUUUUUUAUUCACUUGAUAAUGACUUUGAAAGCUUUUGACAGUGUGUCAUUGUUUUAGAGUCACAUGACCAGUAUUUCUGCCAUGGCUUGUUCUUCUGGGAACUAAUGUGCCAUAAAUCAAAGGAGCAGGUUCUCCUCUUGCAUAGUUUGCUAUACAGGUGAAUGUGCAACAGCAGAUUAAAUCAAAGCACCUACAGUAGAAUAUCUGUAUGGCCUUUAUUUAUGUAUUUAUUUUAUAGUGUAAGUAAAGUUUUAUGAUUUUGAGAAGAGGAAUUCUAUUAGCGGAGGGAGGUUUUUUUUUUUGUGUCCAUCCCCAUGGAAAGUUGUGCUGUUGGUUUUUGCACAUAACCUCAUGCCCAAUAAUAAACCAGACUCACACCCUCCCUUUAACCUUAACUCUGAAAACCACUGCCUGGGCGUGACACGUUUAAUAAGACAUCAGUCAUUAACUCUAUCUUAAAGUACAUCUGAGAGUCAUUUCCAGGAAGUGCGGGAAGAGCUUGUUCCAUCCGUCCUCUAUUGCUGUCUGUAUUUAGCUCUGGGCAGGUAGGCUGAAUAAACAACCACAUAGCUGUGGUCAGGGCAGCACUGGCCCUGGUAAGAGCACCCCUUGUUGGUACACAGAGGGGUUCAUCCACUGCAGAGGGAACAUGUUUAAUAAUUACUGUGAAAAUAUCCAUUUGAACAGAUCUCAUACAGGUUUAACCCCUGCAAAAGUCUGAGGAGUUGCACUUAAGGCAGUGAACGUUGGGUCUGAAGACUAAAAGCUUGAGAAAUGAGCCCCAACAUCACACCUACAACACCCCCGAACCCCUGACUAGACUCUUGGAAAUAGAAUUAUUUUGGGUAAUGUGAGCCAAGCUUUGAAUGCAUGGAAUUAAAACAAUAUUGCUACACAUUUCUUUUUUAAACUGCCCA
Molecule: messenger RNA, 2728 nt
Organism: Pungitius pungitius (ninespine stickleback)
Lineage: Eukaryota; Metazoa; Chordata; Actinopteri; Perciformes; Gasterosteidae
Product: carbohydrate sulfotransferase 11-like
Exons: 4
Coding region: 487-1551 (354 amino acids)
Biological process (GO): carbohydrate biosynthetic process; proteoglycan biosynthetic process
Cellular component (GO): membrane
Molecular function (GO): sulfotransferase activity
Source: RefSeq, a predicted model, not a curated record